CUCUUCCUCCUUCCAGCCACGACCCCCGUGGCCGGCCGGCCUGUCCAAGGCAGCGGAGACGGAGUGUCUGGGAUGUCGGGGUCUGAGGGCUCCGCAGCCCCUUUGGGGGCCCUGGAUGCAGCCGCCGCGGUGGCAGCAAAGAUCAAUGCCAUGCUAAUGGCCAAAGGGAAGCUGAAACCGUCAACCAAUUCGACGGACAAGCUCCAAGCUCCAGGGAAAGGCCCAGCCACAAGUAAAAGCAAAGACGACCUCGUUGUAGCAGAAGUGGAAAUCAAUGACGUGCCCCUGACGUGCAGAAACCUCCUGACCAGAGGACAAACUCAGGACGAGAUCAGCAGGCUGAGCGGUGCAGCAGUCUCCACUCGUGGCAGGUACAUGACUGCGGAAGAGAAAGCAAAAGUCGGACCUGGAGACCGUCCGCUGUACUUGCACGUCCAGGGUCAGACGCGAGAGCUGGUGGACAGAGCUGUCAACCGAAUUAAAGAGAUCAUCACGAACGGCGUGGUCAAAGCGGCUACGGGGUCCAGCCCCACUUUCAAUGGCGCCACCGUUACCGUCUACCACCAGCCCGCCCCCAUCACUCAGCUGCCCCCAGCCGUGGGACAGAAGCCUCCAUUCCAGUCCGGAGGGAUGCAUUAUGUCCAGGACAAGUUGUUUGUGGGUCUGGAACACGCCGUGCCGACCUUCAGCGUCAAGGAGAAGGUCGAAGGCCCGGGCUGUUCCUACUUGCAGCACAUCCAGAUUGAGACCGGCGCCAAGGUUUUCCUGCGUGGGAAAGGGUCUGGGUGCAUCGAGCCCGCCUCAGGCCGGGAAGCCUUCGAGCCGAUGUACAUUUACAUCAGCCAUCCAAAACCAGAAGGUCUCGCAGCUGCCAAAAAACUGUGUGAAAAUCUACUGCAAACCGUUCAUGCUGAAUACUCACGAUUCGUGAACCAAAUAACCACGGCAGUGCCCUUAACAGGUCUAACUCGUGGGCCCUCACUGAACCCCCCCCCCCCCCCGCCGCCGUAUUACCCGCCAAAUGGCUUCCAGGCCGGCUACCCCGUGGUUCCACCGCCUCAGCAGCCUGUUCAGCCCCCCUACGGCGUACCGGGCAUCGUGCCUCCCGCGGUCCCCCUGGCGCCGGGCGUGCUGGCGCUGCCCACCGGAGUCCCACCCGUGCCCACCCAGUACCCGAUCACGCAAGUGCAGCCUCCGGCUAGCACCGGCCAGACUCCUCUGAGCACCCCGUUCCUUCCGGCCGCCCCCGUGAAAACGACCCUGCCAGCCGGCACGCAGCCGCAGGUUCAGCCGCAGUCCCAGCAGGGCCAAAAGAGGCGUUUCACCGAAGAGCUGCCAGAUGAGCGGGAAUCCGGGCUGCUGGGAUACCAGGUACAGGCUUCUCCGGUCAGGCCGAGAUGGACGGAGCAGGGUCGAAGCCAGCGGGUUCCUCAGGAAAGGAGAGAGAGAGGGACAGGCAGCUGAUGCCUCCGCCGUCUUUGCCAGUGUCGGGGAUGAAGGUGGAUCCCGAAGACAGAAACGGGUCCUUAGUGGGCG
This is a messenger RNA of Gekko japonicus, 1536 nucleotides long. RefSeq names its product KIAA0907 ortholog (gene KHDC4). Gene Ontology annotation, molecular function: RNA binding. The coding region runs from base 73 to 1464 and encodes 463 amino acids. The record is from RefSeq and is a predicted model, not a curated record. The transcript has 13 exons. Gene Ontology annotation, cellular component: nucleus. NCBI's taxonomy places the organism in Eukaryota, Metazoa, Chordata, Lepidosauria, Squamata, Gekkonidae.